Molecule: messenger RNA, 3092 nt
Organism: Amphiprion ocellaris (clown anemonefish)
Lineage: Eukaryota; Metazoa; Chordata; Actinopteri; Pomacentridae
Gene: slc25a1a
Product: solute carrier family 25 member 1a
Exons: 9
Coding region: 23-1207 (394 amino acids)
Biological process (GO): mitochondrial citrate transmembrane transport
Source: RefSeq, a predicted model, not a curated record
CCUGACCGCUAUUUGAAUAUUGAUGCUCCCUGCGCCGCCACAUUGGUGCGCCUCCCCGUGUUGUUGUUGUCCGUCUGACAUUGUGCGAACGAAGCGUCGCCACCGAGAUUUGCGGAAGAUGUCCUCGCUGCUGAAGCCGUUCUCGGUGUGUGAGGGGCCGUGCGAGAGCUGCGGAGCCCGGAGAGGAUGCCCGAGCUCGGCUCCCCGUCACCAGCCUCCAUCGCAGCGUCUCUCCGCCGCUGCAGCCGCGCCUGGGCUGGGCUCUCUGCCGGAGCACCACCGCUCGUACUCGGCGCGGAGGAACCUGGCGGCCGCAGCGAUCGGAGGGAGGAAAAUCACGCAUCCCGGAAAGGCCAUCCUUGCAGGUGGCAUUGCAGGAGGAAUAGAGAUCUGUAUCACCUUCCCCACAGAGUAUGUGAAGACCCAGCUGCAGCUAGAUGAAAGAGCAAACCCACCGCGGUACAGAGGGAUCGGUGACUGCGUGAAGCUGACAGUGCAGGAUCACGGGCUCAGAGGGUUGUAUAGAGGUCUCAGCUCCCUGCUCUAUGGAUCGAUACCCAAAUCUGCAGUCAGGUUUGGCACGUUUGAGAUGCUCAGCAAUCCCAUGCGAGACGCCACAGGUCGACUAGACAACACACGGAGCCUCGUAUGCGGUUUGGGAGCCGGGAUAGCGGAGGCCAUUUUAGUCGUCUGCCCCAUGGAGACACUCAAGGUGAAGAUGAUCCACGACCAGUGUUCCCUCCAUCCUCGCUACAGAGGCUUCUUUCACGGAGUCAGCGAGAUUAUCAGAGAACAGGGUGUGAGGGGAACAUAUCAAGGUCUGACAGCGACUGUGCUUAAACAAGGAACCAAUCAAGCCAUUCGAUUUUAUGUCAUGAACGCGCUUCGCAAUUGGUACAAAGGCGACGACCCCAGAAAAGAAAUGCACCCAAUCGUCACAGCGAUGUUCGGCGCGACAGCAGGAGCAGCUAGUGUUUUUGGAAAUACACCUCUCGAUGUUGUAAAGACCAGGAUGCAGGGUUUGGAGGCGUACCGCUACAAAAGCACAGUGGACUGUGCCUUCCAGAUCUUGAAGCAUGAAGGACCACAGGCAUUCUACAAAGGAACAGUUCCCAGGCUUGGCCGUGUGUGCCUGGACGUGGCCAUAGUCUUCGUCAUCUAUGAGGAAGUUGUCAAACUACUCAACAACGUGUGGAAGACCCAGUAGACCGGCCUGACGGUGACAGAGGUCCAGGGGGGAAGCACAGACCAGUGCCUCAUGCUACGCACAACCAAACACCUCUAUUCUAGUUCAUACUGGCUCUGCAUUGCUCUGAGCAGAUGACUCGUCUCCUUAUCGACCAGUGUCCACACUGUUACAUAAAUUAAAUGAUUUGCAGGACUUACUCCAAACACAACGAUAAAAAAAAAACAAAGUGACAGCUGCUAGUUAAAGAGAAAAGCGCUCCAUGCACCUGACCAAACUUGAAGGCUCAGUUUCCUGAGUCUCAUUCCCAGAAACAUGACAAUAUUUAGAUAUUCAGCUUAGGAAAGAAGAGAAGGGACAAACAGGUUGAAAAAGGGAUAUAUGUUUAAGCUUUCUAUGACUGUUGUUACUGUACACGUUGUGAACAUUUUGUACCGAAACCAUAAACGUGUCUUUCGAUUCACUAAGUACGUACUAUAGUGAGCAAAGAACAGAGGACGCAAACAAGCUUUUUGUAGUACUUUCAAAUGUCUGUUCAGUACUUCAACACAUCCUAGUGUUGUAAUUGCUUACCAGGCUGUGCUUGUGGUAUCGUCACACUAAAACUUCCACAGUGUUUCCUUUGCUGUGUCUCGGUGAUGAACGUUAGAUGCUGUUCAUUGUGCAUUUUAUGGCUGCUGCUGAUGACAGAGUAUUGCUGCAUGAGGGUUGAUGUGGCAUCCAGCAGUUUCUUGCAGGUUUGCCGAGGCGACACAAACUGGUCUGCAGGAGUUUGUUAAUCUGAUAUCCAUAUGUAGCACAAUUUUAACAUAGUCUUAAUAUAGUGGCAGAUCUGACUCAGUUUAUCUAAUAGAAGUUUGUGAGCUUGUGGUAUGUUGUUAUUCUGGGAAAUUACCAUCAUACAAGUCACAGAGGUAUUCAGUAGAUAGCUGCUGCUGCACAUAAAGGAUUCACUUGUGCAUAUUUGUCCAGUACUGCUUUCUUUAGUCCUUCAGUUUGGCUAACACUUCCAUUUUCAACCAGGUGAUGGUGUGCAGCCUACAAAAUAAAAGUGAAUUCACUUCUACUGUAUCAGAAAUAACAACGUGAAAAGAUGUCCCAGUUUGUAAGCCAUAUUACUUUAAUGUCCUUGAGUUUUCAGUGGUUUUCUUCUGUUUACUAAAUCAGUCAUCAAAUAGACUGUCCUCUAAUAAGAUACGUCACUUUAUUAUUCUUUGUUUACCUCAAGCUAACCUGCUUCAUGAGCUUUUUGUAACUGAUAACAUAGAUAACUUGCUCUUCUAAUUCUGUUAAUAUACAGUACUGCAGGUUUUAGGCACUAAAAGCAAGGAUGUUUUUCAGAAUAAUGGCAUGAAUGCAAAUAAUCUGUUGCAGGACUUAAGAAUCAAAACAUACAGAGUGCCUAAAACGUCGCACAGUACUGUCUAUUAAACUACGAUUACAUAUGUCAGAGCCUCAACCACAUGACAGGUAACUAGUUUUGAUAAAAGGCUUUGACUUCUGACUGACCUAGUGGCACCACACAGCCUUGAACAGAAGCCUUUCAGUCCACUUUGCCAAACUACAUUUGUAGAAUCUCCAAUGUAAUAUCCCUGAUAGCAGGAAAUCUUUAUUAGCUACACUUUAAGAGCAACAGAAUAUUGUUUUAACCAACUUGAGCAUAUUUUACUUACAGAAUCUUUGUGCAUCCACGCUUUGCUGCUUUUCAGAAACAUUUCAACAGCAAUGUGUGUCUGUCGUCAGAUUUUUCGUGAUCAUUCAUGAUACAAAUCCCGUUGGGCAGAUUGAAGGUGACUUUUGUGUUGAAGAAAAACCAAAAUGACGUUCGAGGAAAUAUUGUUGAAAAACAUCCGUUCUGCAAAUAUGAUUUACAUGAUCAAAUACUAAUAAACUUGUGAUAAUCAAA